GCCGCCGCGUGUAAUUCCUAGUGGAGACCCAACCUUCCAACGACGGCAGCAGUGAGUGACCCGUCCCCACGACAGCUAUGGCGCCGCACCAUCGCCACCGGAAAAGAAGACCCGCAGCCCUCAACUCGAUCUCCUCGCUAAUCAUAGCCAGACGGCUCAUCCUCACCAACCGCUACCCUCAAAGCCUCUGGCCCGAUCGGCACCAUCCAACAGUCGAUUCAUGGCCAAGAUUUUGCUGUAGCCCUCUAGAUUGUUUGAUGACUCCAUAUAUAGCUCUGGCCGCUGCUCUGCUCUUUGGAAGCUAGUGCUCGUCGUCGGAGUCUUCCUCCCCUCCCUUCAGCGCACUCAUUUGCAAAGGAUUGGGGAAGGAAACAAGCUAGAUUUGCUGUUGAUAGCCAGCACGUACGGAGUGGCGAAGCAGAAGAUGGCGACGGCGCGCUUCAAGGUCCUUGAGAUGGCGCUGCGGGCGUGCGUGGUUCCCCUGGCCGUGGCCUCCCUGUGGGAGAUGGCCACCAACAAGCAAGCCGAUGACACCUACGGGGAGAUCAGCUUCUCCAACCUCUCCGGCUUCAAGUAUUUGGUUUUCGCCAACGCCAUCACUGCCGCCUACUCCGUGGCCUCCAUCCUGCUGUCGUCCAUCAAGUCCUUCGCUCGCUACGACUGGCUGAUUUUCCUCCUAGAUCAGGCGGCGGCGUACCUGCUGGUGACGUCGUGCUCGGCGGCGGCGGAGCUGGUGUACCUGGCGCGGGAGGGCGACAAGGAGGUGUCGUGGGGGGAGGUGUGCUCCUACUUCGGCCGGUUCUGCGGCAGGGCCACCGUGUCGGUGGCGCUGCAGGGCGCGGCCCUGCUCUGCUUCGUCGUGCUCUCCCUCGGGUCCGCAUUCAGGGUCUUCAGCAAGUGCGACGCCCCCUGUCGUCCCGGUGCUGCCGCUGGCUCCAAGCAGCCAGAGGGCCAAUUUGCUUACUGAUGAGUCACAGUUCAGCGUUCAGUCCCUGAUGCUUUGGACUAGCGUUCCUUACUUACUGAUGUAUGCUGAUCCUGGAUGGGUUGUGAAAUAAAAUUUUAGAGAAUCAGCAUUGUUCCGGGGUUGUUUGUACUUAGCAUGCAGAUGUUGGAACCUCUGAAACAAACGAGACUGAAACCAGGUUGAUAGA
Molecule: messenger RNA, 1154 nt
Organism: Brachypodium distachyon (stiff brome)
Lineage: Eukaryota; Viridiplantae; Streptophyta; Magnoliopsida; Poales; Poaceae
Product: CASP-like protein 2D1
Exons: 3
Coding region: 425-967 (180 amino acids)
Source: RefSeq, a predicted model, not a curated record